Molecule: messenger RNA, 734 nt
Organism: Racocetra persica
Lineage: Eukaryota; Fungi; Glomeromycota; Glomeromycetes; Diversisporales; Gigasporaceae
Source: the annotation of a GenBank genome assembly
UAAAUGUGGAACCGAGUAUGUCAAGUAAUGUAACCGAACUAAAACAAAGUAAUCAGCAUAGCGAUAAUGAUUUUAAUAAGACUGGCGGCUUUUUUACAACUAUCAAGCCAAUUAAAGAAUUGAAUAAAAAUGUAGAAAAUCAAGUACAAAAAUUAUCAGAUUAUAGAGUUAGUCGUAUAUUUUAUAAUAAAUAUCCGUAUAUUAUAGCUGUGUAUAAAAUAGGUAGCAAGGAUCGGUGGCAACAUUACAAAGUAAUUAGACUUGGCCAUUAUCCAUCUGUUUCUAAAUUUACCCGAAAAAAGAAAGGUAUCGCAUAUCAAAUUCCUGAUGAAUAUGAAAUUGAAACAGAUUUAUUAGGAUUAUCUGUAAGAUGUAAAACUAAGUAUCAGCAAACUGGUGAUGUUAGCUAUACAAUUAGUUGGAUAAAUUCCUAUGGCAGUGUAGUAUCAAGUAGUAGUAUGAUCUCAGCAAAUAAUGCCGGAACUAAAUUUUUAAAGGAUAUUUGUAAUAAACAAAAUACACAUGUCUCUGAAGUAUUUCUAUUUGGUUUUGAUAUUGAUUGUCUGCACAAGGCAAGAAUAAAGACUUCUACAAAUUGUAAACAUCCUUAUAUAGAGUUAGAGUCAAAUUCACAAAAAAACAAACGGAUUGCACUAGUAGCUAAAGAUUUAAACAUUCAAAUAGUAGAUCUUUUUCGAAAUCAUCAAUUUGUUGACUCAUCAGGUGGAAAUAUU